CGUUAUAGCAUCUUAGAUGUACCUGUAUCUAAUUUACACCAAGAAAAAGUUUGUGAUUGAUGAAGACUAAACAUUAUUCAUCAACACCUCCAUGAUGUUUGUGAAGUAAGUUUCUUAACUAAGCGUUGUGGUGCGAGAGCAUGGUCAUUUGGAGAUAAGAACUAUAAGCCACUGCUUAUCAGGUAUAAUCAAAGGAUUACCAGGUGGAGCUCACACCUCACAUCAACACCAUUCUUUAUCAGAACAUAACCCCUAACGUUCACACCUCUUGUUGUCUUACUGAAACCUGCUUUCAUUAGGUGAACUAAGUAACUAAGGAAUGGUAAAAGGGUAGAGAUCCAGGUAUGAAGACCCAAGUAAAUCCUCGCCUGCGGAAAUGACGUUCAUAUUGACACAACCUCCUAACCCAAGGUGAAGCGGCAUCCUGUAGUACAUUGUGGGUGGUGAGGUCGGCCGGUCGGAUGACCAGGCGUUGGAGUGUGUGGUGGGUGGCCAGUUGGGCAUGUGUCACCCUGUUGGCGCUCCACUUGCCAUGCCUCGUUGUCGGUGAUGCCUCCAUCACAUCAACAACCACAACUUUUCCAAGACCUGUAGAGUGUGCCCCGAGCAAUUACGGAACGGUAGUGGAGGCUGAGAGCGAGGAAUGGUGCACUAAGGUAGUUCAAUUAACGUCACUACCUGACUUCUGUCUCCAAGACCUCCAGGACCACCACACUAACGUCACCUUCACCCUGGUCAACACCAACACCUCCAGCUCCAACGUCAGCAUCCAGCGACACAAGGUAGUGGGUGAUAAGGUGGAGAUCUACCUGAAGGCAUCUCAGGCAGGGAGGUACUUUAUCUACUGCAGCAACGAACAAGGCGAUUCUGACAGCUUCAACGAGCUAGUCAGAGUAGGCUACAAACCGCUGGACGUGGCAAGCUGGUGGUGUUGUUACUAUAACUGGCAGAUGUUGCAGUGUCAAUGGUCGAUGCCUUACAAUCCUGCCCAGACCAGAGACUACCAACCCUACCUUGUCAUCUCCUUGAGCUCCAGUAUCUCCAGUACAUCCCUCAAAGAGUGCCCACGCUCAGAGGUUAAGAACAGCUGCACAUGGAACAUAUCUCUGCAGUACGACCCAACUAACCCCAACGUGACCAUGAUGUUCAGAGCCGCGAACCCCCUCCACCCACAGCGGGAAGACUUCUGGUAUCACACAAAUCUUCUUGCUGUAGUGUUACCAGACCCGGUGAGCAACUUGACAUUGGAGGCAGCUGAAACGGGGCGGGUGUUAAGGGCUGAAUGGAGUACGCCCCAACCCUUGAUACAGUUCCCAGCUAACCUCACCUACCGAGUGGACUACAGGUUGGCAGACUCGACCUGCUCUGCCUGUAGCUGGACCACAGGUGACGUAGGUGAGUGUAACAGCGAGAGGUGCGAGGCGACGGUGGAGGUGGAGUACUGGGGGCAGCAGUACCUGGUGUGUGUCCGUCUGCGCUCAGGAGCUGCCACCUACACCCUGGACGAUGACAUUUGGUGGUCCAAGUGUUCCAACAUGAAUACUGACACGCCUCCUUCAGUGCCUGACAGUUCUCCGGUAGUAGGACCUGGCACCUUCCAGGUCAGCAACAACAUCCCAGAGCUGCGUGACCUGACCUUAGCCUGGCAACUUGUCCCGCCCCUCCUUCACAACGGCCCAAACUUCUCCUACGUCGUCAGUGCCAUCAAGGACGACUCCGGGGAGCUGGUAGCUGAAUCUGUCACCGUGACGGACUCCUUCGCCUCCUUCCCCAACCUAUCCACCUCUGACACCUACAGGCUGCAGGUGGUGGCGGAGAACAGUGAGGGGAGAAGCUCGGUGACGUCAGUAGUGAAGGUGGAGGCGACCAGCGACCUGCCUGACCCUCCCGUCCUGCCCGUCGUCGUGUACCAUCAACAACAACACCUGUAUGAGCUCAGGUGGAGUAACGAGAGUGAGCUAGGCAACAGGUACACGGUCUAUGUGUGUAUGGACGACCUCAAGAACUCAGCGCCCUGCCAUGCUGACCUACGGUGGAUCAACGUGGGACAGGUGAUGGCUGUCAAUGUAACGAUGGAGAACUUCAACCUGACGGAUGGGAGAGGAGUGAGGUUCGCUGUGUCAGCUGAGUCCGACAGUGGCGCCUCUAGUGGCAUGACCUGGGACAAGUGUGGCACCCCGCGACCCUACAACACUAACCUCCAGCCCCCUACAGACCCCAAGUCCGAGGAUGUGAGACAGACGACGGCAUGGGUGUCGUGGAAGCUGGACUGUGAAAACUGGGCAGGUGUGGUGGAGAGCGUUGUGGCCAAAUGCUGCACAGGCCACCACAACCUCCCCCAAGACUGUACGGGAGAGGAGAAGGAGGUGGAACAGGAGGAGAGCGAGGUGUGGAGGCAACGUGUGGAGGUGACGGGGCUGAAGGAGUCUACCCAGUACACAGUGUGGCUGAGACUCAAGUACCGCUCCGGUAUCUCCCAGUGGUCGCUCGCCCAGACCUUCACCACAGACAGUAGCGGCUUGCCAGGGUGGACAAUGGUCGUCAUCAUGUUUGGUGCCAUUCUCAGUGUUGUAGUGAUUGUCGUUAUAGUCACCUACACCAGAAGGAAGAUGAACUUUACCAUGAAGGAGAUGACUCGAGAUAUCAACCUGCCAGAGGGUCUGGUGUCUGUGGAGCCACCUGCUGCCACCACGGGAGACCACACAACCCUCACCACGGGCAGCUCCACCCACACCUUUCGCUACCACCACCACCACCAAAGGUUAGAAGUGAUAGUAGAGGGGCUCAUCCUGAAGAGCACGUCUGACCAUCCUGACAGUUCUCCUCGACAAGACCUUCAUCAAAUAAAGGAAGAUUCACAGCAGGCGGGAGGCAUCGUCAACCAGGCCUUCGAGGAUGACCUUGUGGAUGACUCUGAGAGUUCCCUGCCAGCUGUCUCUGCCUCAGGGAACUAUGUAUCUCUUGACAUGACGAAACUUGGUGUAGUGGAGCCACAGUACGUUGACCUUGAUGAUGUUAAGAAUCACGGGGGUUACGUGCAGUGGCUAGUGGCUGCGGUGAUGAGUGGCGAGAAUGACCCGACUGAGGAUAUUGGGUCACCCCACAAAGACAAAACUCCCAUGCGAAACACUGGUUACAUUGUCAUGGACGACCCCAGGUGCCGGUUACCCAUGACCCAUACCACCCCUCACGACGACACUAUUAGUGAUGGUGACAAGACGGUCGUCGCCACACCUCAGAUCCUCCCCGAACAUAGUCCGUGUAGUGGCGACGGCAGUACCAAUUAUCUCCCCACACACGAGCCCUCACCAACAGAAACACUGUCAGUGGGCUACAGCAGGGCGAGGGACGUAUAAGACGAGGCAUCAUACUACAACAUCUGAGACUCAACAACACCAAUGAGUGUCGCAGGCUGGCCAUUACCCUCAAAUGACUCGUUAACAAGAUGGUAUAGUGGACAUCCUGAUACCAUCACUUACUGAUGAAAGCAGCAUGUGUUACUUAUCUUUAGGGUCAACUUUAGUUCUCAUUUCGAGGCAAGACUGAACCUGGUGUUGGAAAAUUAUCUAGGGUGGUUGCCUUCAGUGACAGAAGAAAGUGACAUUGUUCUUGCAGGUGAGAGUUGUUCACAUAGAGUAACAGUAGAUCGGUGAUUUCAUUUCAACAUGGAUGAAGCCUGUGCUUCAAUAAUAUCUUGUUUAUUAGAUGAAAAUACAAAAUUAAAACAAAAUUAACAAAAGAUCAUAAGAGUUCUACCCUUUUUGUCAAACAAAGGUCGUUAAUGCAAGGAUUUUUUCAAGGAAUUUUUAAGAACAAUCCUAAAUAAUGACGAAAAGUUUUAAUUAUAAGUUUCGACCAAAACACACACACAACAAUGAAAUAUACAUUAUAGAUCAGGGGUCCAUAACCUUUAUACACUAGCCAGCCACUUAAUGGUGCAAGUAAUCAGCGAUCGGCCGCAGUGUACUAAGCCAACAUAAGUCAACACUGAAUUGAAUGUACAAUCAGAAAUGCAGGACUAUAUAUUAUUGGCAGAAUUUUUUUUUAUAAAUAACACCGGUAUUUAAGACUAAACAUAGCUUUCACUUUCAGCAUACCGGUAUACAGUACAUAUAAAAUAAUGGUUUAAUAACCAAUUUGCACCUGAAAUACAAACAUACAGGGGAAAUUGCUUGUAAAGUAGUACAGUAUCAUGGUAUCCUGCACUAUACAGUAUAAUAUGCUCCCCCCUCCCCCAAAAAGAUGUUAUUAAAAAUGACAAAAAUGCCCUCCAUUUGUUAUACUCGGGUAAAAUAAAAGUUUGCUUCUGCAUAUGAAUAUAAGGGUUUCAAUUCCAAAUACAUAUACACAGAAAAAUACCAAAACUUGUGUGAGAGUUGAACCUGGAUGCGAUUUGCAAUUUCAGUAAAAGUUGGAUUAAAGUGUGUUAACACCAGCCUUCACAAGUUCUGUGGUGUGACUGGUUGUGAGCUUAGAACGGUACUUGUUCUUCACAAAGGUAAGCAACACUGAAUAUCUGCUCACAGCAGUUUGUUGAUUCCCUGCUUUUUAUUUUCACCCAAAUAUAAGGAAUAAUAUGUCUUACUGGCCCCAUAGACCGAAAUUUAAACGUCACUCUGCCGGCCGCAUACAUACCCCCUUUCGGCCGGAAAAACGGGGGUUGCGUACCCCUGGUGUAGGUAGUAGUACUCGUGUUUGGACAAAGAUAUUAUUUAAAUCAAUGCUAAAAUGAACAUACUGUAUAUUUAUUUUUUGUAUACGUAAGAAAAUCCACACACAGCUGGUACACUUUAGAAAUAUUAGUUUGUUUCUUAGAAAUGGUCUCCCAGGAAAUAUAUUUACAACUACCAAUAGCACUUUGUAUCUUCUUAUUGGUCAUUGAGUUUUAUCUUAUAUUCUCUCUGUACAAGUACAUUUGUAGUACUAUUUGCUACCCUUAAGACCCUGUAGUGUAACCUUAUAAUUGUAGUAACUGUAGCAAAUAGUCUACUAGUACAGGUGUAGCCUAGCAUUGGUCACUCCCACACCACAUUUGCCAGGUUGUGUGUGAUGGCAAUAAGAUGUAAUGUAGUUUGAUGCAUCUGUCUUUCCUUAGCAGUAUUUUAUGAUUGUGCUUUUGUGAGGCUAUACAAUAAUAAUAUAUAGUACCUGUGUGUAAGAGUAGUUUCUAACAUUACUUUAUUGUAAAACUCAGCUAUAACAUUGUACUGUUUGGAGACCUUAGUGUAGUAUAUGUAGAAUAAGCGAAUUUUGAAUCACCUGGAGAUCAGACACCCUAUCUCAUUUCACCCAAAUGAUUAACCACAUUCACGCUAACCUAACCUAAUUUACCCCGACCUAACAAUCUAACAACCUAACCUAACGAAACUUAACUUAGUAUAACAAUUUAUCUACAUUACCUAGCUUAACCCCCUCCUCCAGGAUGUGUUAGGGGGUUAUUCUUUGGGCAAAAUAAUUUAGGAUGCCUAAUCUUCAGGUGAUUCCUAAUUUAAGCAUUUGAUCACACAACUUUCCUACCCAAAUCUAUUAUUAUAUUCGAAAAAGACGUCUAAUUAUAAGAUAAUUUUAUUCUAUUACAUUACCGUCGCAAACGUAUAAUAACGGAGAUAGCGCAUCCAAAAUUGUUCUCUAUUUCUUCCAUUAGUCUUCCGCCAUUAUCGUCUACCUCACCUCCCACACUGUGUCUCUCCUUCAUAAAUCAUCACGCCCAUGCGUUCCCGGACACGUCACGCGGCCAAUCAAAAGCGUUUUUUUUUUUGCCACCAAUUUAAAUUAUUUGUGGUUUAAUUCCCAGUAUUUUUGGCCCAAUCAAAUUCAAUUUAUAUUUUGGGUCUCAUAUUUUGAAAUUCAAAUUCAUUUCUGACCAUGGAAGUCUGCGAUGGGUGUCACUUCAAUUAUAUGGAGUUGAUUGCGCGUUCUUGGAAAAAAACGAAGAACCCAUAUCAUUUUUUAGAUCUCAUGGUGUUCUCCCGACCUCAGUAAAGUGUCCUAAGUGCAAGCUGCCCGCCUAUGCCCCCCUACCGUUAAGCGAGAAUCGGCGUCAGCAACCUGUACUAAUCUCAGAAUCCAACGACGAACCAGAACCAGGCCAAUAAGGUAAGAAAUAAGUGAUUUCAUCAUAUGGUGAGAGUUACUUAGGUUAGGUUAUGUUAGGUCAGGUCAGGUUUAUGUUUUUCUAGUUUUUUUUUUUUUUUGUAAAUUUGUAUUCUCUUAGCCAUAAGUUUUGUCGGAAAACGCCCCACCAAAAACCCCCGAUAACUAAAAAACGGGCAAUUUCCGACGAUAAUGAAGGUCAAAGCCAAUCAAAACAUAAAAGUACCCAAGAAAAAGAGAGUUAACUUUCUAACAGAGUUGUGUUCACUAAUGCAAAUUUACCGAAGACUUUAUCAAUACUUAGUUUAUGAAUGUAUUAAGAAGAGAAAUAAGAACAGAUCAUCCAUGGAAUUUUAUUGACAUGUACAAGUACCUGUUUUCUUUGCCAUUAAAAGUCAAGAAAACCUGUAGUGUAAUAGUUCAGAAAGAAAAUAAAGAUAUUUCUGGUUAA
Molecule: messenger RNA, 6544 nt
Organism: Homarus americanus (American lobster)
Lineage: Eukaryota; Metazoa; Arthropoda; Malacostraca; Decapoda; Nephropidae
Exons: 19
Coding region: 462-3356 (964 amino acids)
Molecular function (GO): protein binding
Source: RefSeq, a predicted model, not a curated record